AAGAGAAUUCCGAGACGGACGGGUGUUACAAAAAGUAUGUGGACGCGAGACUAUAACAUGCCGGAUAAAAUAAUGGUGGAAAAAUAACAGUAUUCGAUUAAUGUCCCUUAGGAUGUAAAAGCAUUGGUGAAAUGGGAUUUGCAGUUUGUUAAUUCUUCAUCGGAAAAAAGUGGGCCGGACGUUCGGAGUGUCGUAAAUUACUCGGCGGUUUUACGACCCAGACCGGGGUAAAACUGAUGCGCGGUGGCGCGGCAGAGUCAUUGGACGAUGAAAAAAUUCUGGGUUUUUCUGCAAGAGUUUUCUUCUUAUUUUUUCAGUUUGUGAAUGUGCUUCCGAAGUAAAAGAAGUGGAAAAAAUAAGUUUUUUGUCUUGCAAGAGAAUUUUUUUGUGCGUGUGUGUAUAUAUAUUAUGGAAUACUUCAGUCCUUGGUACCACACACUUGGAGGUUGGACUAUGGUGUAGGGACCUGGAGUCACAGUUAAGAGACCCCGCCAAAGAGAUGUGACGGUCAUCGACAGUAUGGGACAGAAGUAUUCAAUGAUUUCAUGAGAUACGAUUUGGAAUUUAUUAUCAAAGUGUUAUAAGCAUGAGACAAUACAGACCUACUGUGGUGCAGUCGCUGUUGGUGAUUCUUUUAAUUUGCACCAGGAUAGCGGCAGUACGAUGGCUAACUCUUUAUCAAAGUAAGCAGAAAUCUUGGACUGACGACAAAAAUUGUUCGAAAUCUUUGGGACUUAUUGGCAAGCAGAGUAAACAAUGUAAACAAAAUCUGGACUUAAUGGGAACAGUUGCACACGCAGCUUAUGUUGCCAUGGAUACUUGUCAAGGGCAGUUUGCAGACAGAAGAUGGAACUGUUCAUCUGUUCGUAAAGCACCAAAAUUGUCACGUGAUCUCACGAGAGGUACCAGAGAGCAAGCAUAUGUAUACGCUAUAGCCUCAGCGUCUCUCGUGCAUUCAAUUGCACGUGCGUGUAGUGUGGGAGUGACCACUAAAUGCAGUUGUGGUGCCCUCCCCAACCACCCACCCCACGAGGAUUUUAAGUGGGGAGGAUGCGGGGACGAUCUGAAAUAUGGACUUCACUUCGGUGAACAGUUCACUGAUGCAGAACUGAUGAAGAAAGGCAAAAUUAGAAACUCCAAAAAGUCAAAAAUGAAUAGUCAUAAUAACGCAGCUGGACGCUUGAUAGUAGCUCAGAGUAUGACCACAGCGUGUAAAUGUCACGGAGUGUCCGGAUCCUGUUCCAUAAAGACUUGUUGGAGGUCACUUCCGGAUUUUUCUGUGAUAGGAACAACCUUAAAAAAUUUAUACGCCAAUGCCGUGGAAGUGCGGAGGAAAAAACGCAAAAAUAAGCGGAUAUUUGUCCCAGUGAGAUCUAACGUACAGAGUGUUUCAAAAAAAUCUCUGAUUUAUUUCACAAAAUCUCCAGACUAUUGUAGUCCCGAUCCAAAAACGGGGUCAGCUGGAACUCAAGGGAGGUUUUGCAGGACUGACAGUUCCGGUUGGGGCGGAUGUGACGCAAUGUGUUGUGGACGGGGCUACCGAAGCUUCACCAAGACAAUAGUAGAACGUUGUGAAUGCAAAUAUUACUGGUGUUGUUACGUCAAAUGUAAAACAUGUGAAAAGACGCUUCAUUUAAACGUUUGUCGAUAGUUGUACAGUGUACUCAAUUUAAAUGAAACUCUUCUACGGGAUGUGACUGUUAUGUGCGCUGGUGUUCAAGGUAUGGUAUUUCACACAAGCUUCUCUUCUGAAGUUGUCGAGAUACGAAAAAAAAAAUCUAACGAGCUUAGUGAAUUAACGCUGGUCACAAAGAGUGGUGAACUCGAACUUGGAGUCGUCGAGGUGAGCUUAGAGCUGGAAAACUCAAUAUUUAGCCGGUGACGUGGCACCUACCUGUAGCGGUAGCUGUUGAACCUAAUCCUACAGUCAAUGAACUCGAGCAUAAAGCGGGGGAUUUGAGUUUACAGGUGGGGAACUUGAAAAAUUACUGUGGAACGCAAUAUCAUAGUUAUCGAACUCGAGUCUGUACCUUUUAACUUCAGUUUAAACUCGAUCCUACUUGUAUGAACUCGAGCCCCCAGCUAGUAAACUCUAGCCUAUAACAUGAACUAGAGCCCUCAGUUUGUGAACUCGAGCCAUAUGAACUCGAGGUAAGUGUUGCUGAUAAAUAUUAGUAUAUAGCUGGUUAAUUGACCCGAAAAGUUCAAGCGCACAGUCUAAUGACGGUGACAUACAUACUGCCUAGAUGUUAUCAAGUGAAAUCCAAUGUUUGUAAAUAAUUUUGUCAGAUACGUCUCUUAUGUAUAGGAAACAAACUGUUACUGUUAUUUUUUUGUUGAGAUGGAAUUGUAAAUAUAUUGUUAUAUUUAUACUCUUUAAAAUAUCAUAUAAGCAUGUACAGUGUACAGGUAUCUGUAAUUAAUGUAAUUAACAUUGAAAAUCGUCUAUUUGCAUAGGCUUUAAAUUUUUAUGUACGUACAUGAUCGUAUGUGUACAGUGUAUGUUGUAUAUUAUAGAUGAAUUCUUAUUUUUAGAACAUCAUGUGUUAAUAAAUGCUAUUAUAAUGUUUCUUCCUAAAUGUUUAUAUAAUUAUAUUUUUUUGGUUUGUUUCCCUCUGUCGUGUAAAUUAUCAUCUAGAUAAUAACUAUAUAUAUACUAGUAAACUAGACCUCUCUGUACCCCACUUGUAAACUUUCCCAGCCUCUAUCUGGACUUUAUUGCACAACAUCAAUCAGAGAAAAUUACCAUUAUUCUUAAAAAGGAGGGGGGGGGUCAAUCACAAAGUAUUACGAUUAAUAUUUUUCGAAACUGAUGUCCAUCCUUCGCAAACUUAACUUGUUAGAUGCAUACUGUUGAAAACCAUGACAAUUCUGAAGUUAUCAAAAAAUAUACACCACUGUACUCAAAAAUGGUUCCACGCACAAGUUUUAAAAUUUACGUUUUUACAUAUAAAUGUCUGAUCAUAUCGGUACAGUUAAUAUCAAAUGAAUACUCACACAAAAUUUAAUUCUGCCCAUACAAAAAUUCUAGAUCUAGCACUUUUAAAACUUAACUGAGAAUACGAAAAAUUGUAUGCAUAUUGACUGCAUUAUAUUUAUUUUUUUAAUUUUUAAUAUUGAAGUCCAUCUUUUCUUUGUAAACAUUUAUAUAUUAGAUAAGGAUUCAAAUAUGUUGAAUGGUUUACACGCUCUUACCUAUUUUUUCCCUUAUGAUAUUUAAAUCUAGUUUCACAUUUUAAGAAAAUAUUUUGAAAUGCACUCAUUUUUAGGCUGUCCAAAGUUAAAUCUAUGUUUAAAGUCAUCGGUGCGCGUAACUUUUAGAGAAAUUGCCAUUAAAAAAAGUAAAUUUUAAAAUUUCUAAUCGGGUUUGUUGCUUUAACUUUUAGCAACUAAAUCUGCAUUCCACAGUAAUGGAGAAUAUUUGGGCCCUCUAUGAGGUAAACUUGAGAUGAGUACAACUGAAAUGAGUACAAUUUUUAAACUGACAGAUUUACUAAAAUGACCAUUAACCAAUAAGCCUACGUGUUACACAUAUAUUUAAGUAUUUUGAUUUGUAUAAAUGAAUAAAUACUCAUUUAACUGAUUUUUAAAAACAAAAAUUUCCCUCCCUUGUUUAGGUUAUGCAUUUUAAGGUGACGUUAAACGUAGAAUUAAUUUUAGCCAGCCUUAGUUGGAAUACAUUUUUAUCAGUUAAGAUAUUCUUUAUUCGUAAUGAAAACCACAAAUCAAAGUAGUUUUACAAGAAUAAUGUGUAAAUUUAAGCACCCAUAAUAUGAAAUGGUCUAUAAUUCUACAUCCGGGUCAUAAGUAUAUCUAACAUUAUGAUGCUCAUUGUUGUAACAAAAAUGUCUAGUAAAAUGAAGAUUAUAAAAUGAAAUAAAUAUCCUUAUAUUUUUA
This is a messenger RNA of Saccostrea echinata, 3897 nucleotides long. RefSeq names its product protein Wnt-11b-2-like. Gene Ontology annotation, molecular function: frizzled binding; cytokine activity. The record is from RefSeq and is a predicted model, not a curated record. Lineage: Eukaryota; Metazoa; Mollusca; Bivalvia; Ostreida; Ostreidae. Gene Ontology annotation, cellular component: extracellular region. The transcript has 5 exons. Gene Ontology annotation, biological process: canonical Wnt signaling pathway; neuron differentiation; cell fate commitment. The coding region runs from base 587 to 1651 and encodes 354 amino acids.